Penicillium oxalicum is the source of this 2595-nucleotide messenger RNA. Its product is annotated as baculoviral IAP repeat-containing protein. The record is from RefSeq and is a predicted model, not a curated record. The transcript has 4 exons. Lineage: Eukaryota; Fungi; Ascomycota; Eurotiomycetes; Eurotiales; Aspergillaceae. Bases 1 to 2595 code for a protein of 864 amino acids.
AUGAGCGCUGAUAUGGACACGUUUUUAGCACGUCUAGCCAGCUUCGAUGCGGUGUUGAAGCUGGAAAAGCGAAGGUCGUCAACAACGAAGGGCUCCAGUGUGAUCUCAUGGCCGCAUCAAAGUCCUUCGCCCGCCGAGUUGGCACAUGCCGGCUUUUACUACAAACCAUACGAGACCAACCCUGACAACACAACCUGCUUUCACUGCGAUCGAGCGCUAGACGGCUGGGAAGAGGAUGACAAUCCCAUUACAGAGCAUCUUAAGCACUCACCAGACUGCGCAUGGGCAAUUAUGAUGGAUAUUCAGCAGAGCAGUUCCAACCCGACAACGAUAGAGGACCCAAAUAGCGAGAGGAUUGUACAAGCGCGCAUUGGAACAUUUGGGACACAUUGGCCGCAUGACGGCAAGCGCGGUUGGCUCUGCCAGUCGGAAAAGAUGGUUGAAGCAGGAUGGUAUUUCUGUCCCAACGAUGACAGCGACGACCUGGCCAGCUGUGCCUAUUGCAAAUUGUCCCUCGAUGGCUGGGAGCCCAAGGACGAUCCUUUUGACGAGCAUCAUCGCCGCUCCCCCGAUUGUUCUUUCUUCGUUUUUGCACAGCUUCCAGGAAAGAAGGGAAAAGCUAAAGGGAAAAGGGGACGUCCAUCAAAAGCCUCCUCACGACUGUCUACACAGUCUGUCGCAACGUCUGCCUCAGAAAUGCCCGACAGAUCGGAGAUGGAGAUCGAUGGGGAAAUGGAUGAAGACGUGGUGACCAAAACAACAACCAAGGCCAAAUCCUCAAAGAAGGGACCAAAAGGCAAGACGAAGCAAACCAAGAAGGAAGACUUGGAGGGUCCGAGUCAGUCUGAGAUUGAUACCACGGAGCCCUUGCAACCAGAGCCGCCCAAGCAGAAACGACCCGGCAGGCCAAAGAAGCGAGUCAGUGAGGAAAUUUCCAAAGAUACUGAAUUCGAAUCCCUUCAAGAAUCGGGACCGGCAACCGCUGAAGAGCCACCAUUGAAGCGUCGCGCUACACGAACGCGUAGCAGUAGUGUGACACGCACCUACAAGAGUGAAAUGCAUGACCAGUCGAUGCCUGAUGCGGCGUCAAUGGACGAAGUCGAAUCCGAUGAGCCUAAAAGAGGUCGGAAGGGAUCCAAGAAAGGAACCUCAAAGAACAGAAAAGCGUCUGAUGUCUCCGUUAUUUCUAAAAGCACCGCAAGAACGCGCCUUCCGAGGGACUCAGAGCUUGAGGCUGAGCUGGCAGCAGGUCUUGAGGCGGAUGAUCUCGAUUCAAACAUCCCUCGCUCACUACAGGAUGCUGAGACGGAAGCCAGCAUAAGAAAAGCGACGGAAGCGGAGCCGCAGCGAAAGAAGGGUCGACCCGCAAAAAAGACCAAGGCGGGGAAGAAGUCAAAAGCCGUUGAAAAUGCUGGCGAUCCAGAGCUUGAUGAUUCGUCACUCGCUCCCCCUUCGCCUCGCCAACAGGCUCAUGCGUCGAAAAGGUUGUCCAGUAUGGCUGAUUUCACAGAUGAUGAGGAAGUCAUUGCCAUCAAACCAAAGCCCACCAAAACCUCCAAGAAAAAGGCAAUAAAGAAGGCUAAAAAGGAUGAACCUGCGCAUGAAGAGGAGGACGAAAUGUCAGUUUCUUUAACUCAGCAUGAUGAACCCGAGCAGCAUGAAUCUUUUGCCACAAUGGAUGUUGCAGACGACGGGGCAGACUCUAUGCCAGAAGAUGUCGAGCAAAGGCCAGCCACGAAACCUUCAAAGAAGAAGACUUCCAAGAAGGAAGAGAAGCCCGCGAAGUUGAAAAAAAUCAAGGCACCAGAACCAACUCCCCCACCGGCAAGCCCGAGUCCAGAGCCUGUCCAAGACAAGACCCCUCUCGCAUCUUCGCCGGGUGAUGAGGAGGAAUUUGACUCCACGGAUGAUCUGCCCGACCAAAUACAGGCGGUUCUGUCCUCGGAGGCGCUUUCUCCCGAUCCAAGAUCUACCCAAGAACGAACGCCAGUGCCACCAAAGACAACGAAACGAUUUAGUGAUAUACCCGCAGAGCAACACUUUGCACGAUCAUUGACAGAGUCGCACAGCUCCCAGAGGCACUCACAAUCAGCAUCGCGAGUGUCUCAUGGGGCGGAGUCGCCCAUGCCCGUGCCACAUCAGAGCACGCCAUCUCUAUCACCACAGUCAUCCGACGCUGAGAACCGGCCUCCGUCGUCGCUUCCCUCUGCGAGACGGCCACUGGUUGUGUCAUCGCCCGCAAAGGAAAAGAUAGUUGAAGAUCCGCAUCUAGCUGCCACUCCGUCGCCUUCCAAGCGUACAUUGAAUGCUGGCUUUCCGGCUUCGCUACAUCCGUGGACACCAGUUGAUAUCGAAGAAGUCCUCUUUGGAGAGAACAGCGACAAGGAGAACGGCGACCUAGCUGGUCUUCUGAAUGGAGCCAAAGCCGGGUUGACAAGUCCUGAAAAGCGAAUGACUGUGGAGGCGUGGAUCUUGUGGAACGCAAAGAAUGGAGAAGAGCGGCUGAAGCGAGAGUGCGAACGACUUGUCAGUCAAUUUGAGAAGGAGGGCGAUCGAGCAAUGCGACGCCUCGAGGCGAUCGAGUGCGUCGACUAA